Molecule: messenger RNA, 3709 nt
Organism: Scylla paramamosain (green mud crab)
Lineage: Eukaryota; Metazoa; Arthropoda; Malacostraca; Decapoda; Portunidae
Product: major facilitator superfamily domain-containing protein 6-B-like
Exons: 7
Coding region: 378-1949 (523 amino acids)
Cellular component (GO): membrane
Source: RefSeq, a predicted model, not a curated record
AUGGUAACAACAAUAUUCAUAAAAAAAUAUAAUAAUAAUGAUAAUGAACGAAAGCUAUAUCUAACAACGUGAUGACGUGUUGCAUGCGCUCCACCAAUCAGCGUUUUGGUGGCUUCUGGCACCAAAACUCUGAUAAAGGGCGGCGAGGCUGCCGCAGCCAACAAUCCCGCCAACGAUGGUUGCAGAGAAGCAGCCUUAUACCUUCAGUUUUUACUGCGUGUUCAGGUCAAACGUCUCAAUGUUUAGGACUUUUCAAGACAGAUGAAAGUUUGACAUAAGAGUCUGGAAGUCACGAGGUUUGUGACGGUUGUUUCUGUUUCGGAAGGAGAAAUAAUCUGAGAAGAUUUAUUACCAGACCAGCAACGUCUCCCAUCACGAUGAAGAUCAACAAGAAGCUGCUGCCAAUCAAAGUUCAUUAUUUCCUCCGAUAUGCAGGUUCGGCAACUUUAGUGGAGCUGUUCCCGCUGAUAGUGCGGAGCAAGGGACUCUCGCCACAGACAGUGGGGGUUCUGUGGACCGUCAUGCCCAUGGUGGGCCUCAUCGCUAACAGCAUCUGCGGCAUGCUGGCUGAUUACUUUAAGGCCCAUCGCACCGUCUUCCUGGCUAGUAUAACCAGCCUGACAGUGGGUCUUGUAGCCAUGUAUUGGAUACCAGAGCUUCCAAUCGCUGCUCAAGCCUCAGAGGAAGCUUUCAACCUCACCUUGGUGGGAAACGCAACUCUCUUUUCCAGGGCGUCCCUCGCCUACAGCAGCACGUUGCCCCUGGACGUGGCGGGCGUGGACACAGAGAUGACAGUUGGAGAGGGCCAGACGGCACACCUCGCCCCACUGCCCAGUGAGGGUACAUCGGGGAUUCCAGAGGAGAGCGAGGGUGUGGCCUCCCUUCUACGCUACCCGCAGUUCUGGCUCAUCGUCUUCGCCCUCAUCCUAGAACAUAUAGGAAGCAAUACUUGUAUCGUGAUGACAGAUUCUGUCUGCUUCCAGAUUCUUGGUUCUGAGCGGCAUCUGUAUGGACGGCAGCGGCUGUGGGGCACAAUCGGUAUGGGCGUGAUGGCCAUCGUCUCAGGCGCGCUUGUUGACAUCUACUCCCAGGGUCUGCCACAGAAGGAUUACCUGCCCGCCAUCAUCUCCUGCAUCGUUUUCAUGUCGGCAGACAUUCUGGUGGUGGCAAGGAUGAAGAUUCCUUACUGCAGUGACGAGAAAUUAAAGAUGGGAAAAGUUGGCAACAUUCUUCUGCAUCCCGAAGUCCUUCUCUUCCUAAUGACCGUGUACGUGAUGGGCGCGUCGCUUGGCAUCGUUUUUAUAUUCAAACUGAUGUUGGUGGAGGACGUCGCCCUGGCAUGGAAUUCUGACUUUCCCGCGCUCAAACUCCUUCAGGGAUUAGUUUUAGGCAUCGAAACUUUCGGCGGAGAGGUGCCUUUCUUUUUCCUCUCAGGGAUGAUAAUCAAGUGGCUGGGAUACACCGGUGUGCUCAUCACGUCAGUGCUCAGCACAGGGCUGAGGUGCACCCUCUACUACACAGUCAGCAAUCCCUGGUACUUCCUCCCCAUAGAGCUCCUUAAUGGUGUCAGCUUUAGUCUCUUCCAAUCCGUUAUGGGUGCCUACGCCAGCCACAUCGCGCCACCAGAAGCCCAAGCCACCAUUCAGAGCCUCGUUAGGGCCUCCUUCUCUAUAGGCGUGUCCACGGCUGGAUUCCUGGGCGGCCUGCUCUACAACACCCAGGGCGGGUCCAUCACCUUCCUGAAAGUGGGUGUGUUCGAUCUGAUCUACGUGCUUGUCUUCUCUCUCCUUCACUUCCUGAUCAACAAAUACUGCACAGGUGAGGCGAGCUGUGUGGCGCUGCAGGACGGUGCUAAGCAGAAUGAUCCCCGCCAAGGAGGCUCCGUUAGUGGUGAUGUUCCCGGGAGAGAAAUCCCUGUAGGCCGCGGGGAGCAUGAGCAGGAUUUAUGAGGGCACAAAGAACGAGUGUGUAAGGUUUACAGUUUAAGGGUUUUCUCUUCGCUGUGAGCGGCGGAAGAAACAUUCAGAAGCAAGUCUUCUGACCUGCAUCUUUUAGUAGUUCAGUUCUACAGAGAUAUUGGAAGAAGGUGCAGUAUCGCUCCAAUCCCUCCUCAAGAUCCCUUUAAACGGAAGUGCCUCUGGCGUUUUGCCUCUGCUAGUUUGGGGAACCUGAGGAGGUAUUUUGUUGAUUUUCCUUGAAAUGACUACUGCUUCCGUGUCAGAAACUCGUCUCUGUGUGCCGAACGUAUAACAGAGGUAAUAGUGUCUGGCAUGGAAACAUACAUUCCUCACUCUUUUUCUUGACCUAAACCUUCCAAACCUUGGUUUAACACAGCCUAUUCUCGUGCUAUACAUAAUAGAGAGGAGGCUAACAAAAGGUACUUAAGCCUUCCAUCACCAGAAUCUCAUGUGCUUUAUAUUUCUGCCCGGAACCAUGCCAAGUCUGUUCUCCAACUAGCCAAAAACUCCUUCAUUAAUACAAAGUGUCAAAAUCUUUUAAGAUCUAACUCCCUUCGUGAAUUCUGGCACCUAGCCAAAAAAACGUCUCCAAUAUUUUUGCUUCUUCUUUCCCUCCUUUAUUUCAACCAGGUGGCACCGCUGCUAUCACAUCUAUCUCUAAAGCCGAACUCUUCGCUCAAACCUUUGCUAGAAAAGCUUCCUUGGAUGAAUCAGGGCUUGUUCCUGUAUGUUCCUGUUCCAUGUAUGGUGUAUGGUUCACAUGUCUUGGUGGGGUUCUACUCAUAACGCUUUUCUAGACAGGAUGGAAUCAAAAGCUUCUCGUCUCGUCAACUCCUCUCCUCUAAUUGACUGUCUUCAACCUCUUUCUCAUUGCCGACAAUGCUGCAUCUCUUGCUAUCCUCUACCGUUGUUUUCAUUCUAACUGCUCUUCUGAUCUUGCUAACUGCAUACCUCCCCUCCUCCACUCGUUGCACAAGACUCUUCUUUCUCUCACUCUUAUUCUGUCCACCUCUCUAAUGCAAGAGUUAACCAGUAUUCUUAAUCAUUUAUCCCUUACUCUGGUAAACUCUGGUACUCCCUGAUUGCUUCUGUACUUCACCUUCCUAUGACUUGAAUUCCUUCAAGAGGGAGGUUUCAAGACACUUUUCCUCAAUUUUUCUGACUGCUGCUUUGGACCCUAUUCGGAGACCGGCAUCUCAGUGGUCCUUCUAUUUAUUUAUUUAUUUAUUUAUUUUUAUUUUUUUUAUUAUUGGCCGGUGUCCUUCCUACACAAAAGAAAAAAGAAGUUAGCAUCCCUCUCCAGUGACCACGCCAGAGAUUCCUUUAGGAACUGACUUGGUAAUAGAUCUGCUAUAAUGGAAUUGAGAGACACCACGGUUGCACAGCGUCAGGGAAGUAAGUGUUUUUGUAGAAGAGAGACUAAUGAAACUGGAAAGGGGAAAACGUUCGGAUUAUUCCUCGAGACGAUGCGGGUAUGGGUUCUCGUUAGUUCCAUUACGUUAUGUUGUCGUGUCUUUCAUGACUCUCUUUACCAUCUUACAGUAUCACAAAAUUAAAAUUUCAGUAACACACCUCACUGAAUAAACAUUCCUAUUUGUAUGUAGAAAGUGCUCAGCCAUAAAAUAUAAAUGUUUAAAUGUGUUAUCAUGAUUGUUAUUUUUAUGGUACAAAUUUUAUGGUAUAAAUUGAAUAAUUUGUAAUAAUAGUUGCUUGAUACUAAAAUGUCUUUUCAAUAUAUUAUUUACUAGCAU